AUGGGUGAACAGAACUGUGUCAAAAGGGAGCAUAAUUCUGUGGACCCCGAAGGCACGGAUGGGAGUACGAGCUUAGCAGGUGAUUCGCCGCCGGUCACCGACGUCGAGAGCACGGCUGGAUUCUCAGCCAGCGAGGUGUCGAGUGAGACAGACCCGAGCCAGGGGUCCGAACCGCCGUCUGACCAGCCCAGCUUCGGGCCUCCGGAGGGGGAUAGGGUCGCCGAGGAGCCUUUAGGUGACGAGCCCCGUGAGGAUCAGAGAUUUCCGGUCAUGGUCUUCAUUCACGGCGACGGGUACCAGGAUGGAUCAGGGAACAUGUAUGAUGGUAGUGUGCUGGCUAGUUAUGGUGACGUCAUCGUCGUCACAUUCAACUACCGUUUAGGAAUUCUAGGGUUUCUAAGUACAGAUGACGGAGCAGCACGGGGAAACUACGGCCUCUUGGACCAGAUCCUGGUCUUGAAAUGGAUUAAUCAGAACAUUGAGAACUUUGGAGGCGACCCGGGCCGGGUAACAAUAUUCGGAGUUGGGUCAGGAGCUGCCAGUGCCGGAUUGUUGAUGCUAUCAAACAUGACUACAGGCUUAAUGUCCGGCGUGAUUGCCCACAGUGGCUCUGCAAUUGCACCGUGGGCUAUCAGCAGGGAACCAAGGAAGUUUGCCAAGAUGGCGGCCACCGAGAUCGGGUGUGAAGCGUCUACAACUUAUAAGAUGGUUGACUGUCUCAGAGAGGUAAGAGCCGAAGAGUUCCAACUGUACGACAUCGAAGCGCCUCUCUACUACAAUGCCUUCGCCCCCGUCGUAGAUGGCGCCCUAAUUGAAGACGAGCCCAGCGUCCUGUUGGAGAAACUCGCAAACGGUGAGAGGAAACCCGGAUGUGACGGAUGUUCCUACAUGAGCGGAGUCACCCGGAGCGAAGGGUUUCACUACGUAGGCGAAGAUGCUGACGGAGUGGGAAGACUUGCACCGGAGGACUUCAAUCACAUACUGGAUGGAUUCGUGCAGAAUAACUAUGGCAGCAACAUGCACGCCGGUAACGUCAUCAAGAAGGCCAUUUAUUACGAGUACAUUGACUGGGGAGGUGGUGAGGGCAACCCAUACACGUUGAUAGAGAGCGCCAUUGAGAUAAUCAGCGAUGACCUCUGGGCCACUCCGGCCAUUAAGUCACUCAAACUGGCAGACAAGUCCGGCAUUAAUGCCUACUUCUUUACAUUUGGUCAUCGGUCAAAGAUGGACGUACACCCAAGAUGGGCCGGUGCCGUCCAUCUCUCUGAUAUGCCUUUUGUAUUCGGAGCGCCACUGGUACCUGGUCCUCUAGGGAUCUUCAAGGAGAAUUACACCAAGGGAGAUGCUACGGUUAGCCUUGCGAUCAUGACGUACUGGAGUAACUUCGCCAAGACAGGGAACCCCAACAUUCCCGAGCCGCAGACAGCCAGCAAGAUCCACCGUCAAUAUCAGAUCAACUUCCCGUACCAGGCUCUGGACGAGUGGCCAAAGUACGACGACGAUACACAGCAGUUUCUUCACAUCGGUGUCUCGCCCAGAAUACGCGACUUCUACCGGCUACACAAGGUCUCCUUCUGGGAGGAGCUAGUACCGGAGAUCAGCCGGGCCUUCCCCGCGGAUCUCAUUCCGGUACCCAGUGGGGAUACGACCCGCGAGGACACACCGACUGCCGCCACAAGCUUCGAGAUGCUUAUAACAUCAAUCACACCGGCCGUGACGUCAGAGAUGACGGAAGACAACGUCAUCCGUGACGUCAUACCGACCACACCAAUUGGAACCCCGGCACCGAUGGGUAAUGAAAUCCCAGUGGGUCCGGUCACGCAGAACGAACCCAACUUCAAAGUGGAACUGAGUGUUGUAAUAGCCGUCGGGGGAUUUCUCCUGCUGCUGAACAUCCUUGUACUGGGUACGAUCUACUACAUGAGGGACAGACGCAAGCUGGAGAGUAAACUCGCUGCUAAAUAUCUAGCGCAGCAGGAAGAACGGAAGCGGCAGCAGAAGAUGUCUGGCGGGGCCGGGAGUCGUCUUGCCUCGGCCAACAAUCACGACACGGCCUCGCCUGCACAUCAUGGCAUCAAUCAUAAUGUGAACAGGAACAGUGUGACCUUCGGAAACGAUGGGGUCAUUGAAUUCCAAGUUUAAUCCAGGCUGCAUCUGUAGAUUCAAUCAACCAUAAUCCCUUUUAAAACUCAAAGCAGAUUAAAACAUCCAGCCAUUGUGUGACGUCUUCAGUUUGGGAUCUGUAUAGUUGCGAUCAACCAUCAUCUCAUGUUGAAUCACUAAGCAGAUUAAUAGCCAGCCAUCGUGUGGAGUCAUCAAUUUGGAAUCUGCACAAGUUUUCAAGAGACAAUGUAGCAACACCAUAGCAACGGUAAGCCGUAGAUUGGCUGGCUUCAGGACCACGUGAUAAAGGGCAGACCCGAAGGGAAAACAUGAUCAAGUGACGGCCUAUCAACCAGUAGGAUUGCUUCAACUGUCUUGGUAGUUGGAAAUAAUAGGGUUGAAAAACAACAAAUUGAGCGGGCUUAGAGUGGGAUUAUAAAACAACCUCUGGUUUAAUGUCCUGCAGCCGAUUUCACGAAACGCUAGGAUUGAUCCUAUCUCGAGUUAGGACGAGUAACUAGUCCUAACUUAGGUUUAAUCUUAAGGUGCUGCUACAAUGCAGGGUUGGGACUAAGUCCUAAGAUUAAUCUUAAGUUAGGAAGAGUUUGGUGAAAUCGACGGCCGGCUCUCUAUACCAACUGAACUUAGCCAUGUGCAAGCGGUCUCCUUAUUUCGUCAAUAUCGUUAUUCGAGGUGCCGGCAGAAGCCAUAUCGGUUAACGUUUUUCUGCUGUGUAGCCAGAGAUAACACCAGUGGAUUAACCGUACUAUGACGCAACCCGGAAAGCGACAGUAGAGAUAUCAACUUAAGGGGCGCGGAUGAUUGGUUCUUCAAAUCUCUGGUUUUAAACUGACAGGGUAAAUUUGAAAUAAUUAAGAGUUGAACAUAAACCAAAUUAGCUUUUACAUCUCCGGCAUGUCAAUUUAGACCCUGUUCUUGAAAUAUGUUUGGCGUUCGUAUUUGCAUUGAUUCUGAAGGACAAAAUAUUCGCAUGGAUACAACUUAGCCAAAUAAAUUAGUUGACGAUUAUUGUUAUUGACGACUAUUUGUCUUGCCUCCGAUGGGGAAUUUAUUAUGACGAUAAAAUAAUCUCUAAAACAGAUUAAAGAUAUCCUAAAUGAUAACAAUGUUCUCCCUUGCGAAAAAAUGAUUUGUUUGUUAAAAAUAAUGAACUUUCACCCGUGUGUAUUGGAGUAUCUCGAUACAUCUAUACUAAAAAACAAACCAAAACAAAAUAAAUUUAUACUUUGAUUGUGGUGAAAAAUGGCUAUAACAAAACUUAGAAUAAGUGAAAACUUGAACAAGUAAGUGUCUGGUGAAAUGUCAGAUGUGUUCAGAAAUUAUCUUGAAAGUCUGUUAAAAAUAAUGCAACGACCACAACAUUUGGGGGCACAUCUCCGAUGAAAAUAUUCAUUUUAAACUGGUCGUGAAUUUACAGAAUCAAUUUACCCGAAACGAGGCUGAAGGGGGAACAAAAUUUGCCAGAGCCCCAUAAAGACAUCAAAAUGCGUAUAAACGUCGGGGAACUAGGCGAACAUUGUGACUGCAUAGAAAAGUACACAUCUAGUGUUAAACAGUUUUCUCCAUACGGGAACGUUAAUUGGCCAUACUUACAGCAGGUAAUAUUUAAUUUGGAUUGGUAAAUUGAUUGUUAUAAUUUGUACAUAAUUUGUAAAUAAGCUCAACACUUAAUAGUUUAUUGUGUCAAUAUUGUAAGACAAAGGUAAUUGUUUGUUAUGGUGUUUUUUAUACCAAUUGAAAUAUUAUAAAAGUGAGUGUUGAGUGAAGUUGUAUCUAAUGAAUAAUUUUUAUAUUUCUUGAUAUUCGUUGUGGAAUAUUAAAGAGUAAUAACUUUACCAAUAAGGCAUUCCGUAUUGUCCCUAUUCCUAUAAAAAGUAGUAUUUCUCUUUAGAAAACAAAAUACCCAACUAUAAGUGAUUGUCAUCCCUAUAUUAUUAUCACUGUUUUCUGUAUACAAGUAUAACUAAUGCCGUAACGAUAUUUUAAGUAUAUAUAACGGUGAGUCGUUUGGCAGUACGUAACGUUUACCGUAAAUUUCAGUAAAAAAUCUCUAUCUGGACGUAAAGCAGUAUUUAAAAUAUAAAAACCGUGUUCGUUCUCUAGUGGAACAAUUAUUUACGGCUGCACUAAAAUACACAUUUAAAUAAUAAUAAACAACUGAUUAAAGGCAGUGGACCCUAUUGGUAACCACUCAAAAUAAUUAUUAGCA
Molecule: messenger RNA, 4333 nt
Organism: Asterias rubens (European starfish)
Lineage: Eukaryota; Metazoa; Echinodermata; Asteroidea; Forcipulatida; Asteriidae
Product: neuroligin-3-like
Exons: 9
Coding region: 1-2142 (713 amino acids)
Biological process (GO): postsynaptic membrane assembly; neuron cell-cell adhesion; presynaptic membrane assembly
Cellular component (GO): membrane; synapse; cell surface
Molecular function (GO): signaling receptor activity; neurexin family protein binding
Source: RefSeq, a predicted model, not a curated record